AUGAACUGGAGACUGAUCACAUUCUUUGCAUUGGUAGGUCUUGGAACUGUGAAGGCUACAGUGCUCGUUACAAUUCUGGUGGCUCGGAUGUAUCGGACACUAAAAGAAUAUUCCAGUCGUAUGUCGAGAAGAGCUUUGGAUAGGCAUAAGAUUGCUUUGAGAAGUUUGAUUAUGCAGUUCAUGAUCACUCCCAUAACAUUCUUCCCUGCUUGCAUUUGCCUACUCACCAUCUUGAUCCCAACCUAUUAUUCGCAACUAAUCUCCUGGUACGCGUGUGUAGUUAUCACAACUCACUCGAUAUUCAACUCUAUUGUUGUUGUUCUCACAUAUCCAGAGUUUCGGAGAACAUUGUUUUUCUGCAAAAAUAAAAGUAGAAGAGUUUCUAUUAUCGGCAUACCCCACAGGAGGCCUUCUGGUGUUUACACACCUGGUGAAGUGGUGUCUAAUCAUUGA
Molecule: messenger RNA, 453 nt
Organism: Caenorhabditis remanei
Lineage: Eukaryota; Metazoa; Nematoda; Chromadorea; Rhabditida; Rhabditidae
Exons: 3
Coding region: 1-453 (150 amino acids)
Source: RefSeq, a predicted model, not a curated record